Messenger RNA from Mercenaria mercenaria, 414 nucleotides. RefSeq names its product transmembrane protein 203-like. Gene Ontology annotation, biological process: intracellular calcium ion homeostasis. NCBI's taxonomy places the organism in Eukaryota, Metazoa, Mollusca, Bivalvia, Venerida, Veneridae. Gene Ontology annotation, cellular component: endoplasmic reticulum. The transcript has a single exon. Bases 1 to 414 code for a protein of 137 amino acids. The record is from RefSeq and is a predicted model, not a curated record.
AUGUUUCUGACGUUGAAGGAGUUGGUACGAUGGUUUGGGAUGACUGCGUUUGAAAUAUGGGUUCACUUGGUGACAAUAUUUAUAUUUUCCAUUCUGGUCGUGCUGAAACAGGAAGCUGUGAUCGACAUGAGCUGGUGGUCGGCAUUCACACCUCUAUAUGUCGCCGACGGACUCAACACGUAUUUCUGCAUCAUAGUUUUCAUACGUCAGUAUCAGGACUACGCUUUUAGACCAGCAGGCUUGAGACUUUUGUCAUCGCUGCUGUGUUGUUCGUUACUGUUUGUGUUUAAGUUUUUAUUGUGCCAGAAGUUUAGUGAACGAUCAUCGAGACUGUCUCACACAGAAGUGAUCGCACCAUUGUUCCCGUUGUUAGUGAUACUGUCAAUAAGAUCAUGCCAGGCUCAGCAACACUAA